Molecule: messenger RNA, 1938 nt
Organism: Syngnathoides biaculeatus (alligator pipefish)
Lineage: Eukaryota; Metazoa; Chordata; Actinopteri; Syngnathiformes; Syngnathidae
Gene: irx4b
Product: iroquois homeobox 4b
Exons: 6
Coding region: 454-1683 (409 amino acids)
Biological process (GO): cell development; regulation of transcription by RNA polymerase II; neuron differentiation
Cellular component (GO): nucleus
Molecular function (GO): DNA-binding transcription factor activity, RNA polymerase II-specific; RNA polymerase II cis-regulatory region sequence-specific DNA binding
Source: RefSeq, a predicted model, not a curated record
GUUGCGCGCGGAGGGCUUUCUUGGUUUGAUCUCCCCACCCACGCGCUCACGCUGUGGAUCUCGUGAUAGCAGGGACGCACUCGAGGCUGUGACAGUUCAGAGAGCGCGGCGUCACCGCGGUGGGGUGGGUGGGCGGUGGGGGUGGGACCAAGGGACAUUCCUUUUUUUUUUUUUUUUUUUUGAACUCUUAAUGAUCGCCCUUUUUGAAAAUGAAAGCGCUGCGUAAUUGUGUGCGUGCCGUGCGUAAAAACCAGCGUGCAACUUUGGAUUAGGCAGCGGCCAGAUGGUGCUCAAAUUCUAUAUUUUGGGACGCAAUUUGUCAAAGUCUAUGUAGGUCUGGACAAGUGUCAGAAGUAGAAGUCUCUCUCUCUCGCUCUCUCUCUUUUUUUUUUUUUUUUUUUUUAAGACAAAUGCUUUUAGAAGGCAUUCCUAUGUUUUGAUCUUAUUUGCGCCAUGGCUUACUCUCAGCUGGGAUACUCCUACUCCACUCCGCCACAGUUUCUGAUGACCACGAGCCCCCUGCCUGGCUGUCUGGAGCCGGCAUCCCCUCCGCCCCACCCGGCGCUGCGCUCCCCGGGCCACCAGCUCACCUCUGGCGGCGGCAUCGCCGUUUGCGGCCCCUACCCAAAACGUCAAGCUUACUAUAACACCUGCACCGGUGAUGCCACACCUCUCUAUUCCAGAGGACCGUUACAACCUAAAAGUGUAGCUGCGUCUGUGCACAUGGGGACAUCUCAGACACCCGGCUACUAUCCUUAUGAAUAUACAUUUGGGCAUUACUCUUAUGAUAGAUAUGGUUAUUCCUCCUCGGAAGGAGCUUCGCGGCGCAAGAACGCCACCCGGGAAACGACCGGCACCCUGAAGGCCUGGCUGCAGGAGCACCAGAAGAACCCGUACCCCACGAAAGGAGAGAAGAUCAUGCUGGCUAUCAUCACCAGGAUGACCCUCACACAAGUGUCCACAUGGUUUGCCAAUGCCCGCAGGAGGCUGAAGAAGGAGAACAAGGUGACGUGGUCGCCGCGAGCUUGUAAAAGCUCGGAUGAGAGAGUUCGUGAUGACGAGAGCGACGAAGCAGAAAAGUCACUUAAAGGUGACAAAGACCACCCAGACCAACAGUCUGCGGAACUUCAGAGCGAUCUUGAAGACUUCGACCUCCUGGAGUCCGACGCUUCCGACUGUGAGCCAAAGCCGCAGUUUAUAGCGGAGGACAAUGGCGUCGAUUCCAGCAUAGCACACGAUCACCUUGCGUACCACCCAGACCCGCUGCACAGCUCGGAGAGAUUGUCUCCGGACUUCCCUAAAGUCGAACCGCUUCAAGCCCAGAGCACCGCCUUCUAUUCAAUGCCAGCUGGGCACGGUACAGACGCCAAACCCAAAAUCUGGUCCAUUGCUCACACCGCUGUCUCUUUGGAUCCCAGCUUGGAGCCAGAGUAUCCACCUUGUAUGCUGUUGACCAGCUCAUCCUCUCCUGGCUUUCCAUCAAACGCGGCGCUACCCAAAGCGGACAGAAAGCAGGAAUCGCCAGUGGACACGCUCAGGGAAUGGGUGGACGGCGUUUUCCAUGCCGCGCCGUUCCAACAGUCGAAAGCUUCCGCGGCGUGGAAAGGGCUGAACGAGGUGGCAGUGAGCGGCAGAACGCGAGGACAACCGUUUGAACUUGUGAGAUCCACAACAUCUUUGUAGUCGCCCCCCUUCCGCUCUCCUCUUAUCAGAGGCUGCUGGACUUAAUGUAAAGUUUUUAUUUUGGUGUUGUGACCAAUUGCUUCAUCACAUAAGCCACAUUGUUGUGUAUCACCGCUAACGUGCACAAAGAUUUCGGAGGCAGAGCUCUCACCUCAACGUCCCGAAGGAUCCUCGGCCAUGUGACAGUAAAAGGAGAUUCUUAUCGUUGACGUCUUGUUGAUAUUGUUCAUAAAUUAAAGCUUGACAUAUUCUUAU